Pyricularia pennisetigena is the source of this 360-nucleotide messenger RNA. RefSeq lists its product as uncharacterized. The record is from RefSeq and is a predicted model, not a curated record. NCBI's taxonomy places the organism in Eukaryota, Fungi, Ascomycota, Sordariomycetes, Magnaporthales, Pyriculariaceae. The transcript has 2 exons. Bases 1 to 360 code for a protein of 119 amino acids.
AUGCAUUACUCCUCCAUCCUUUCCACUGGCAUGGUUAUAAUUUCGCUUUUUAGCGUUGCCGCUGCCGUCAUCCCGGAGGUCCUUUACUAUAUCGGACAGGCUGAAAUCGACGAAGUAAAGACGAACGGUAUUAAAACUCAAAGGCAUGGCGGCUUUACCCCCCCCCCCCCCCCCAAUGGCGUUUACGCCAGACUUAGAGUUCGGCAAACAAAAGGCAGCAAAACUUUUAAGACUUGGUCUUUUCCAGUGUAUGCGGCCCGUCAAGAUAUCCCUCCUUCGCAUAUUCAAAAGGGCCAAAGGAUCAGCAAAGAUAGCAAGCCAACCGAUACCUGGGAUUUCGGAGACACGGUAACCAACUGA